AUGCUUUCCUAAAUUAAGGUCUUAGAGUUUGCUGGAUUAGCUCCAACUGUAUUCAUAGGCAUGGUGCUAGCCGAUUAUGGAGCUCAAGUUACCUUGUUAUCAAGAUUAGAUUCUUAACCUUAAAACAGUCCCAUGAAUCGAGGUAAAAAGAGUAUGACAUUCGAUCUCAAAUGCAAACAAGACAUUGAUAUUGUUAAACAUAUGAUUAAAGAUAGCAAUGUUCUUAUUGAUCCUUAUCGUCCAGGAGUGUUGGAAAGACUAGGGUUAUCUUAUUAGGUUUGUUCAAAGAUCAAUCCUAAAUUAAUUUAUUGCAGAGUUACAGGUUUUGGUUAGAACAGUCCUUUAAAAGAAAAGGCUGGUCAUGAUAUCAAUUUUAUUUCUUACGGGGGAGUUCUUGGAUAUUGUUCUAGUACAGGAACUUAAAAAAGACCAGCUAUUCCUGGAAAUGUUGUAGGGGAUUUCGCAGCAGGAGGGAUGUUAGGAGUAGCCAGUAUUUUAGCAGCUUUAAUUAAUGUUUAAAAGGGUGGGGAUGGUUAAUAAAUUGAUUUGGGCAUGGCUUAAGGAUCUGCUUAUUUAAGUCAAUUUAUUUUACAUUAAAAAAAUGAAAAAUUAUGGUCUAAUGGAAUUGGGAAUAAUUUACUUGAUGGAGGAACUCAUUUCUAUAACAUUUAUUAAUGUAAGGAUGGAAAAUUUAUGAGUGUGGGAUGUUUGGAGGAAAAGUUUUAUUAAGAAUUUGUGAGAGGCUUAAUUGCAGGUGGACUCAGUUAAUAAAGAGGUUAAUUUGUAUUGGAAAAUCAAUUGAAUUAAACUGAAUGGGAGAAUUUGAAAUCAGAAAUAUCGAAAUUAUUUGAAAGUAAAACGAGGGAUGAGUGGGAGAAUAUUUUUGAUUAAUAUGAUGCUUGUGUAUCGCCUGUGGUAGAAUUGGAGGAAUAUGAAACUAAGAAUUAUUUAGGAGAAAAUGUUUUUAUUAAAAGGAAUGGGAAAAUUGAGGUUAAUGGAUAACCCAUAUUCUCAGAUUAUUAAUAUUAAAUUAAAGAUAUACCAAAAGUUGGCUAGCACAAUAAUGAAAAACCAAAGUUAUGA
Paramecium tetraurelia is the source of this 1083-nucleotide messenger RNA. RefSeq lists its product as uncharacterized. The transcript is spliced from 2 exons. Gene Ontology annotation, molecular function: catalytic activity. The record is from RefSeq and is a predicted model, not a curated record. Lineage: Eukaryota; Ciliophora; Oligohymenophorea; Peniculida; Parameciidae.